CCCAGCCUCAGUUUUCCCCUCUGCAAGCUGUGCCCCCUUGCCAGGCUCCGGUGAAGUUCCAGGCCGAUUACGGGGUGGAAACUGCUUUGUGAAACGCGUCUCGCUGCUGAGCGGAGUAACAGCCAUGUCCGAGGGAACAGAGCAACGGGGGCUGAGCCGAAAGCCUCACUGAGGGUCAGGCCCCAUGCCGCAGCCUCCCCGGGUGGGCGCUGGCGCCUUUCUGCAAGUCCCCGGGCUGCUGUCUCGAUGGGUGGGUCCAAGGCGUCAAAGGCCAAUGGAUGUGCGGGGGCGGGGCUUCGCCGCUGCUCCGCACCCUCAGGCCUGUGGGCGUGGUCUGGGUGCCUAAGCCAAUGAGAGUGUGGAGGCGGGGCCUGAAUAGGAGCUGGAAACUGCGGCCGCCGAGGGGCUGCCCGCCUGCCUUCAUGCUGCCCCUGCGCCUGCGCCGGCUGUGGCCCCACAACCCUCCCACUCGGUUCUUCGCAGCGGCCGCCCGGCAGCGCCCCUGCAGGUUUGGGCCUCUCUCCACAGGUCUGGCCCCAGUAACUACUAUGAACUGUUGGGGGUGCACCCUGGUGCCAGCGCUGAAGAAGUUAAACGAGCUUUCUUCUCCAAGUCCAAAGAGGAUAGGUCAUGGGAAGGGAGAUGAGGGGAGUCCUGCCCCACCCCAGCUGCACCCUGACCGGGACCCCAGGAACCCAGCCCUGCACAGCCGCUUUGUGGAGCUGAGUGAAGCGUACCAAGUGCUGAGCCGUGAGCAGAGCCGCCGCAGCUAUGACCACCAGCUGCGCUCGGCAGCUUCCCCAGAGUGUCCGGGAACCACAGCCCAUCCCAGGUCUGCUCAUCAGGCACACAGCAGCUCCUGGGCACCCCCCAAUGCAAAAUACUGGGCCCAGUUUCAUGAAGUGUGGCCUCAGGGACCAGAGUCAAGGCAGCAGCAGCACAAGCACAACCGGCGGAUGCUGGGGUACUGCCUCCUGAUCAUGCUGGCAGGCAUGGGCCUGCACUAUGUUGCCUUCAGGAAGCUGGAGCAGAUGCAUCGAAGCUUCAUGGAUGAAAAGGAUCGGAUCAUCACAGCCAUCUACAAUGACACUCGGGCCCGGGCCAGGGCCAACAGAGCCAGGCCCCAGGAGGAGCAACGGCAGGGGCAGCAGCUGCAGCCACCACCGGGACCUCCUCAAGGCCCCGGGAUCGUGCCCCCCGGCCCCAGCCCCUGAGCGGCUCACCUUGGAGAGCUCACCUCGGAUGGGGCCUGCGGUGUGCUCCCUUCUGGGACACCCCACUCCCCCAAAUGCGUGCAAUAAAGUGAUUCUCAGAGCUCUUGUGUGGCUCGCUCCUACAGGCCCAGAGCCCCCGGCCCGAGCCCCGCCCUCCGGGUUCUGGCGGCGGCAACCCGGGAGCCCGGCCCCCUGGGCGGUGCGUCCCCUUUCCCCUGCUGCGGCAGGAGGUGGGGUGUGUGUAGAGGGGGCGGGCCCCGCCGGCGGCCUCGCCCCCCCUCCCCCACCCCGCCCCCGCCCCGCGGCCCGGUGGGGAGCGCGUGUCUGGGUCACA
This is a messenger RNA of Physeter macrocephalus (sperm whale), 1548 nucleotides long. RefSeq names its product DnaJ heat shock protein family (Hsp40) member C4 (gene DNAJC4). The record is from RefSeq and is a predicted model, not a curated record. Lineage: Eukaryota; Metazoa; Chordata; Mammalia; Artiodactyla; Physeteridae. The transcript has 7 exons. The coding region runs from base 279 to 1214 and encodes 311 amino acids.